Molecule: messenger RNA, 1716 nt
Organism: Acanthamoeba castellanii str. Neff
Lineage: Eukaryota; Discosea; Longamoebia; Acanthamoebidae
Product: Frizzled/Smoothened family membrane region protein
Exons: 12
Coding region: 1-1716 (571 amino acids)
Biological process (GO): cell surface receptor signaling pathway
Cellular component (GO): membrane
Molecular function (GO): transmembrane signaling receptor activity; protein binding
Source: RefSeq, a predicted model, not a curated record
AUGGAAAGAGGAAAAGGACGAACGACACUCCUACGGUUAGGCCUCGACUUUGUUCUGGUGGCCCUAACUGUCUUGUUGAGCGCCUUCAUUCUGGGCUCGCCAGCCACCGGAUACAGAUGCGAUGUGUUCCUCAAUGGGCGCAACGUAUUCCUCUCUGGCGCUAGCUAUGACCAGGUGGACGCAACAGCGGGCCGGGUGGUCUCCCUGUUCGGCGCGCUGGUGCCCCGCAAGUGUCGGGCCGCCGCGCUCCAGCUCGUGUGCCAGAGCUACUUCCCCGCCUGCCAAAUCACCGCCACCGGUCUCUCAGUGCUGACGGUGGUGGUGGCCGGCACAGUGAUCACGCCGUGCCGGUCAGUGUGCGAGGCGGUACUGCUCGAGUGCCUGCCGCUCCUGGCCAGCGUCAACGCCACGUCGCUCGCGCCCGACUGCGACCUCACCCAGUCGGUCGGCGGCGUGCUCUACCCAGUCUAUCCGCCCGACGGAGUCGUCCCCUGCUUUCCCUAUUCCUCUGCCACAGAGGUGGCGUAUUCACAGGUGGACUGUCCCUAUCCAACCAACUACGACAGCGACAGGUUCAACCCCGAGAAACCACAGGACGCAUGCGUGUACCAGUGCCCGGUCUACGCCUUUGGCGGCGAGGAGGAGUACAAUGCCGUAGUGGCGGCCAUGUACACCACUACCGUGCCUUCGAUGCUCUGCGGCUUCGUGAUGACCCUCACCUGGCUCCUCAACCCUGCCAAGCGGCGGUACCCGGCGAUCCUCAUCAUGUGGCUGUCGAUAUCAGCCUUCGCCGUGGCCUUCUUCGCCAAUCUCAGCGUGCUGAUGGGCGGUCCGAGGCGCACGACGUGCACGAAGGACGAAGCCCCGACUGCUGUAACCAUGGACAACGCGAGCGAGAACAACGGGCAGGGCGUGGUGUGCAUCAUGCAGGCCAUCGGCACCUACUACUUCGGUCUCACCUGCAACUUCUGGUGGCUCGCCAUCAACAUCAACAUCUUCCUGAUGCUGUGCUUCAGCAAGCACGAGUGGGUGCGUCGCUGGAGCCGCUACAUCCACUACGGGUUCCACGUGUUCUGCUGGGGCGUGCCGUUGGCGGGCCUCAUCACCAUGCUCUCCAUGAAGAAGCUCGGCGCCGACGGCAUCAACCCCUUCUGCCAGGUGCGCUACCAGGACAAAGACGAGAGCUGGGUCGACUGGGUCUUCUACACCUCGCCCAUCAUGUUCUGCCUGUUCGUCGGCACCAUCCUGAUGAUUAUCAGUGUCACGCGCUUCACCAUCGUACGCCAGGCUGCCUUUGCUCUUCUUCAGCCCACAUCGCUCAAGUUGCAGUUUAUGUUCUACGUGGCCUACCGCAUCUACGUAGAAGACAUGUACAACACUGUAACGAAUUCGCUCGUCUACUGCAGCUUCUUGACAGGCAGCGAAUGUGACUACGAUCCCGUGCUCAACUACCCGUUCUAUCUGGUGACCCUCAUGGCGAGCUUGUCCACGGGCGUGUGCAUCUUCCUUACCAUGUGCACCACCAGGAGCACGCUGGUGCUGUGGUGGCGCCUGCUCAAGGGCCUCCGCCAUCCGCGAUCGUUCAUCGCUCACACCCGCCUCAUCGUGAGCUCUCACGGCUCCUCUUCGUCAUCCUCCACAAUGGACAGCCCGUCGGCCGGCACGGAGAUGAGCGCGACCCCGCCCUCGUCACUCCAGUCUGCCGGUGGGCUCUAG